Molecule: messenger RNA, 1525 nt
Organism: Nicotiana tabacum (common tobacco)
Lineage: Eukaryota; Viridiplantae; Streptophyta; Magnoliopsida; Solanales; Solanaceae
Product: ammonium transporter 2 member 4-like
Biological process (GO): ammonium transmembrane transport
Cellular component (GO): plasma membrane
Molecular function (GO): ammonium channel activity
Source: RefSeq, a predicted model, not a curated record
AUGGAACUUCCCUCAAAUCUAUCAACAGAUGAGGCAAGUCCAGAAUGGAUGAACAAAGGUGACAACGCGUGGCAGCUCACGGCUGCCACCUUAGUCGGGCUCCAGUGUGUGCCCGGCUUGGUCAUCCUUUAUGGUGGGAUGGUAAAGAAAAAAUGGGCAAUCAAUUCAGCAUUCAUGGCACUCUAUGCCUUUGCUUCUGUUCUCAUAUGUUGGGUAGGAUGGGGCUACCGGAUGUCAUUUGGUGACAAGCUUGUGGCCUUUUGGGGAAAACCGGCUGUCGCCAUGGACGAGAAGUACCUUCUUGGACAAGCAUUCUUGGGGUACUUUCCUACAGCAAGUAUGGUGUUUUUUCAAUUCGUUUUCGCGGCGAUUACGCCAAUCUUGGUCGCUGGGGCGCUUCUUGGGAGGAUGAAUUUUAUAGCUUGGAUGUUGUUCGUGCCUUUGUGGCAUACUUUUUCGUAUACCAUUGGGGCAUUUAGCAUUUGGUGUCCAGAAGGGUGGCUGUCCAAGCUAGGAGUGAUUGAUUUUGCAGGAGGAUAUGUUAUUCAUCUUUCUUCUGGUGUAGCUGGUUUCACGGCGGCUUAUUGGGUAGGGCCAAGACUGGACAAAGACAGAGAGAGGUUUCCACCAAACAACAUUCUGAUGAUGCUGGCCGGCGCUGGCCUUUUGUGGAUGGGUUGGACUGGGUUCAAUGGUGGAGCACCUUAUACCGCCAGCACCGACGCCUCGCUAGCCGUAUUGAAUACACAUGUCUGCACUGCCACCAGCCUCCUUACUUGGUUAGUCCUAGACAUGUCUGUCUUUGGCAAACCCUCUGUGAUCGGAGCUGUUAAUGGCAUGAUCACUGGCCUUGUUUGCAUCACUCCUGGUGCAGGAGUUGUUCAAUGUUGGGCGGCCAUCCUGAUGGGCUUAACUUCGGGAAGUGUACCGUGGUACACAAUGACAGUCCUUCACAAGAAGAUCAAGUUCCUAAGGCAUGUCGAUGAUACUUUUGCCGUCUUUCAUACCCAUGCCCUAGCUGGAAUUUUAGGAGGUAUUCUCACUGGUUUUUUCGCUGUGCCAAAGCUCUGUCGGCUAUUUUACCUUGUACCUGAAUGGGAAAGGUAUAUUGGCCUAGCCUACGGUCUGCAGACGGGCAGGACUUCAGCUGGGCUACGGCAAAUGGGAGCUCAACUAGCUGGAAUCGGAUUUAUCGUAUGUUUAAAUAUUGUCAUGACAAGCUUGGUCUGCUUGUUCAUCAAGUUGAUUGUGCCCCUUAGGUUGGAGGAAGAGGUGCUGAAAAUUGGAGAUGACGCUAUUCAUGGAGAGGAAGCAUAUGCAAUCUGGGAUGAUGAAGAGAAGUAUGAGAAUACCCAGGUGAAUUCUGCAUAUGAUGCUGAUGAGUAUCCAUCAGUUGUUUCAAAGACUGUGAGUGAAUUCCAAAUGGUAUGAAGUGCUCUCUAUGGCUAGGUUGCAAGGUUGCAGUAUAGUUUGCUGCUAGCCUGAGUAGAACUUCUAAGUCUUCUUUCAUCCAAUAUGUUGUAAA